Messenger RNA from Amblyraja radiata (thorny skate), 8787 nucleotides. It is a transcript of the gene itpr3, whose product is annotated as inositol 1,4,5-trisphosphate receptor, type 3. Gene Ontology annotation, cellular component: endoplasmic reticulum; membrane. The transcript has 58 exons. Gene Ontology annotation, biological process: calcium ion transmembrane transport. The record is from RefSeq and is a predicted model, not a curated record. The coding region runs from base 242 to 8245 and encodes 2667 amino acids. NCBI's taxonomy places the organism in Eukaryota, Metazoa, Chordata, Chondrichthyes, Rajiformes, Rajidae. Gene Ontology annotation, molecular function: inositol 1,4,5-trisphosphate-gated calcium channel activity; inositol 1,4,5 trisphosphate binding.
CCAUUGGCCGCAGGUGGCCACAUUGACUUGGGAGCGCUCAUGCAAAUACUUGCAGCCGAGUUUUUGCUCUCAGGCGGUGGAUGUUGACGGUGAGGGUGGGGAGAUGUCAGGGCGGAAUGUUGCAGAGUUGCCUUCCAGCGCUUAAAGAAAGAGACUCUGGGCGUCAAACUUUAGUUGCAAGACUUCUGUUGUUGCAAGCCCCGCUGCGAAUGGUCCCGGGCACAGACUGCGGCGAGCGUGAAUGGGAACCAUGUCUGAAAUGUCAAGCUUUCUACAUGUCGGGGAUAUCGUGUCCCUUUACUCCGAAGGCUCGGUCAAUGGCUUCAUCAGCACGCUGGGGUUGGUGGAUGAUAGAUGCGUCAUAGAGCCAGGAGCUGGAGACCUAGAAAAUCCCCCCAAAAAAUUUAGAGAUUGCCUUUUCAAAGUAUGUCCCAUGAACCGUUAUUCAGCUCAAAAACAAUACUGGAAAGCAAAGCAAGCCAAGCAGGACCAAGAAAACUUUGCAGACAUUGCAUUGUUGCAAAAGCUUCAGCAUGCUGCAGUGCUGGAACAGAAACAGAAUGAAACGGAAAAUAAGAAAGUACACGGAGAGGUGAUAAAAUAUGGCACUGUGGUGCAGCUGCUGCAUAUGAAAAGCAACAAAUACCUGACGGUGAACAAAAGGCUACCAGCCCUUCUCGAGAAAAAUGCAAUGAGAGUGACACUGGACGCCACAGGGAACGAAGGCUCUUGGCUUUUCAUUCAACCCUUUUGGAAGUUACGGAGCAAUGGAGACAGUGUGGUGGUUGGAGACAAGGUGGUGUUGAAUCCAGUCAAUGCUGGACAGCCGUUACAUGCCAGCAAUUACGAGCUGCUUGACAAUGCAGGAUGCCAGGAGGUAAAUUCUGUGAAUUGCAACUCAAGCUGGAAGAUAAACCUCUUCAUGAAGUACAAUGACUAUUUGGAGGAUGCUUUGAAAGGGGGCGACGUGGUGAGGCUGUUUCAUGCCGAACAAGAGAAGUUUCUCACCUGCGACGAAUACAAAUCCAAGCUGCACGUCUUCCUGCGAACAACACUGCGCCAAUCCGCCACUUCUGCAACAAGCUCCAAUGCUCUCUGGGAAGUUGAGGUUGUCCACCAUGACCCUUGUAGAAGCGGUGCUGGUCAUUGGAACAGUCUCUUCAGGUUCAAGCAUUUAGCGACAGGCCACUACCUGGCUGCUGAGGAAAACGCAACAUACAAAGGAGAUGUCUCUGAUUCAAAAGUUGCGGUGGAACAUAAAGUAGCAAGUCGGAUCAGCAAGAGAAGAGGAGGGGACAAGAUCCGAUACAGACUCGUGGCUGUACCACACGGAAAUGAUAUCUCAAGUCUGUUCGAGCAAGACCCGACAACUCUACAAAAAACGGAUUCAUUUGUUCCCAGGAAUUCGUUUGUGAGAUUGCGGCACCUGUGCACCAAUACAUGGAUUCAAAGCACAAAUAUCCCCAUUGAUGCCGAUGAAGAGAGACCAAUAAGGCUCAUGCUUGGAACAUGCCCCAGCAAGGAAGAUAAAGAAGCUUUUGCUAUCGUGUCUGUCCCAGUUUCAGAAAUUCGAGAUUUGGAUUUUGCAAACGAUGCCAGCAAAAUUCUGGGAACAAUUGUUGAGAAACUGGAGCAAGGGACCUUGAACCACAACGAUCGAAGGUUUGCAAUUAAAUUAUUGGAAGAUCUUGUAUUCUUUGUUGUGGACGUUCCCAACAAUGGUCAGAAUGUUGUGGACGUCGUUAUGACAAAACUCAACAGAGAACGGCAAAAGCUGAUGCGAGAACAAAACAUACUGGAACAGAUAUUUGGAAUCCUAAAGGUUCCGUUUGCAGAUAAAGGGGAAGGGCCUUUGUUAAAUUUGGAGGAGCUGGCGGAUCAGAAGAACGCACCGUAUCUGUACAUGUUCCGCCUCUGCUACCGAGUGCUGCGGCACUCUCAGGAUGACUACAGGAAAAACCAGGAACACAUAGCCAAGCAGUUUGGGGUGAUGCAGUCCCAGAUUGGUUAUGACAUUUUGGCUGAAGACACAAUUACAGCUCUGCUUCACAACAACAGAAAAUUAUUGGAACAACACAUCACGAAGACAGAGAUUGAAACCUUCGUCACACUAGUGAGGAAGAACAGAGAAGCUCGAUUUUUAGAUUAUUUGUCCGAUCUCUGCGUGUCAAAUCAUGUGGCCAUUCCAGUGACCCAGGAACUAAUCUGCAAAUGUGUACUGGAUCCGAAGAAUGAAGACAUUCUGAUCAAAACUGCCUUGAGGCCAGUGAAGGAGAUGUCGCAGUCUCCGGAUUACAUGAGUCUGGAGUACUUUGAAGAUGAAGUUUGGCUCAUCUGGACAGACAAGAUGAAUGAAGUUCAGGAGAAGGGCAUCAGGCAACUUGCUCAGGAAGCAAGAGCGGGUAACGUCCAUGAUCAAAAUAUCCUGACGUAUUACAGGUACCAGCUGAAGCUUUUUGCAAUGAUUUGUCUGGAUCGGCAGUAUUUGGCAAUCGGUGAGAUUUCCAAACAGCUGAGCGUGGAACUGAUAUUUCUGUGCAUGGCAGAUGAGACUCUGCCCUUCGAUAUCCGCGCUUCCUUCUGCAAUCUGAUGUUACACGUGCAUGUCAUCAGGGACCCCCAGGAACUGGUGACGUCAGUAAAAUUUGCUCGUCUGUGGACCGAAAUACCAACAUCAAUCACCAUCAAAGAUUAUGACUCAAAUCUGAAUGACUCAAGGGCGGACAUGAAGAACAAAUUUGCGGCAACGAUGGAGUUUAUGGAAGACUACCUCAAUACUGUGGUGAACGAUGCACUUCCAUUUUCUGAUGAAGAGAAAAAUAAGCUCACAUAUGAGGUGGUAAGCUUGGCCAGACAUCUGAUUUAUUUUGGUUUCUAUAGCUUCCAUGACCUCUUGAGGCUGACCAGAACACUGCUUGGUAUUAUCGAUUGUAUUCAAGAUCCCAGUGUUACUGAUGGGAUGUACCAGGAAGAGAGUACUGGAAAAAGUAUGAAGAAGUCCAUCCAUGGCGUUGGACACAUUGUCUCCACCAUGGUCCUAAGCAGAAAACAAUCUCUCUUUCAACCUGCUGCACCUCCCAGUCCCGAACAGCCAGUGAAGCCAAAGGAUAUUCCAGACAGUAAAAACAUCACUGUUAUGGAUACAAAACUGAAAAUCUUGGAGAUUUUACAGUUCAUUCUUAAUGUCAGGUUGGACUUCAGAAUCUCAUACCUGCUGUCCGAAUUCAAAAAGAAAUUUUCUGGCAAUGAACCUGACCCAGAAAACCCAAGUGAAAGUUCUGCCAACCCAUUCAUGGAGUCGUCAGUCCCAACAAUAAACCUGGAUUUUAUUGGUGACCAAGCAGAAUUAAUGUUUGUGUUUGGUAAGGGCAACAGUACCCUGGAGGUGGAUGACGAGGGGGGCACCAUGUUACUACGAGUGCUCAUUCACCUGACCAUGCACGAUUACCCACCACUCGUCUCCGGCUCACUGCAGCUCCUCUUCAAACAUUUCAGUCAAAGGCAGGAGCUGCUUGCCACCUUUAAACAGGUCCAACUUCUGAUAUCGCCUCAAGAUGUGGAGAACUAUAAAGUCAUCAAAUCUGAUUUGGAUCGUCUGCGCACAAUGGUUGAAAAGUCGGAGCUGUGGGUCAUCAAGAAGAACAGAGUAGGAACUGAGGGCAAGAAGCCAAAAUCAGAGGAGACUGGUGAUGAUGCUACUACUCUGCCCAAGACAACAGGAGGGAAAAAUUGUGAGAAUUAUCAAGAAGUAAAAGAGAUUUUGGAGCGUCUGAAUCGAAUGUGCGGCGUUGGUGAACAAGUUAGGAGAAAACAGCAGAGGUUGCUGAAAAAUAUGGGCGCUCAUAAAGUAAUGCUGGAUCUUCUUCAGGUACCUUAUGACAAGACUGAUGUAAAAAUGUGUGAGAUUUUGAAGUACACACACCAGUUCCUUCAGAAGUUCUGUGCUGGAAGUCCUGAGAAUCAAACUCUGCUCUACAAACACUUGAACCUCUUCUUAACAUCCGGACUCCUGGAGGCAGAGACUAUGCAGCACAUCUUCAUGAACAACUACCAGCUGUGCUCGGAGAUUAGCGAAACGGUCCUGCAGCACUUUGUGCACUGCUCGGCGACUCAUGGCCGCCAUGUCAAGUACCUCGAGUUCCUGCACACCAUCAUCAUAGCUGAGGGGAAGUACGUGAAGAAGUGCCAAGACAUGGUGAUGACAGAGCUGACCAGUGCGGGAGAUGAUGUUGUGGUGUUCUACAAUGACAAGGCUUCUUUUGCGACCAUGUUGGAAAUGAUGAAUGCGGCCAGAGAUGGCGUGGAAGAGAACAGCCCUCUUGCGUAUCACAUCUCACUGGUGGAGUUGCUUGCAGCCUGUGCCGAGGGCAAGAACGUUUACACUGAAAUCAAAUGUACAUCCCUGCUGCCUUUGGAGGACAUUGUACGAGUGGUCACGCAUGAAGAUUGCAUCACAGAGGUGAAAAUAGCCUAUGUCAACUUUGUGAAUCAUUGUUACGUGGACACAGAAGUGGAAAUGAAGGAGAUUUACACAAGCAACCACAUCUGGAAACUUUUUGAGAACUUCACUGUAGAUAUAGCACUGGUUUGUAAUAAAAGAGAGAAGAGGGUUUCAGACACGGUUCUGGAGAAAUAUGUGGUCAACGUUGCCAUGGAUACCAUGAGUUCAUUCUUCACUUCUCCAUUCUCUGAAAACAGCACAUCACUGCAGACACACCAGUCCAUUGUAGUGCAGCUACUGCAGUCUACAUGCCGACUUCUAGAUUGCUCAUGGCUACAACAACAGCAAAAGCCUUCCGUGGAAAACUGCAUUCGGACGUUAGCCAUGAUGGCAAAGAGCCGUUCGAUACACCUUCCGAUGGACCUGGAUGCUCAGGCAGGCAACCUGUUGAACAGCCAGUCACUGACAUUGCAGAGAAAUGCGCCAAGCUUUAAGGCAAACACGCGCUCGUUCCCUCGUUCGGGAGGCCCGCCGCAGCAGUGGGACUACAAGAACAUCAUUGAAAAGCUACAGGAUAUUAUUAUAACUCUGGAAGACCGACUGCAACCACUGGUGGAAGCUGAGCUCUCUGUUCUCGUUGAUGUCAUGCAUAGGCCAGAGCUGUUGUUCGCAGAAGGAACGGAAGCCAGGGAUCGGUGUGAAAGUGGGAAAUUUAUCUCUAAGCUAAUCGAACAUACUAAGAACCUGAUGUCAACAGAAGAAAAGCUCUGCAUUAAAGUUCUUCGUAUCCUUCAAGAAAUGUUGGUCAAAAAGUGCAGCUUUGGAGAUCGGGGAAAUGAAUUGAGAAAAACUCUUCUGAACAACUACCUGUAUAACAAGAAGACAAAUUCAAAAAACGACUGCACUGAUCUUUGCUUCACAGAUCCCGACAAGCCUCAGGACUGGAGCACCAUAGCUCUGAUCCAGUGUCGUCUCGACCGAGAAGGAGCCACAAAACUGGUGUCAGAUCUCAUCAUAAACUCCAAUGGUGACAAGAUUUUCCAGGAGAGUGUUUUAUUGGCCAUUGCUCUGCUGGAUGGAGGAAACACUGAAAUUCAGAAUUCUUUCCAUGCGCUUAUGACUGGUGACAGAAAAUCAGAGAAGUUUUUUAAGGUACUUAAUAAUCGGAUCAAGACGGCUCAGCAAGAAAUCAAAGCCACCGUCUCGGUCAACAUGAAUGACCAGGGAAGCAAAAUAACAAAGGACACACAGGACAAAACACAAGGCACCACAGGAGGAAAAGAUGUCCAUUUUUUGCUGGAAACUGCUCAUAACAGAUCACAGAUGAACAAGUCAGCAGGUAUCGAACCCGGGCUGAAGGAAGCUGAAAUAAGUCCAGCGGUAGCAAUAAUGCAACCUAUUCUACGGUUUCUACAGCUCCUGUGUGAAAACCAUAACUGCAACCUUCAGAACCUGCUCCGCUGUCAAAACAACAAGACAAGUUACAACUUAGUUUGUCAGACGCUGCAGUUUCUGGAUAUCAUGUGUGGAAGCACGACGGGAGGUCUGGGGUUGCUUGGACUGUACAUCAAUGAGAACAACGUGCACCUUAUUAAUCAGACACUCGAGACACUAACAGAGUAUUGUCAGGGUCCUUGCAAUGAAAACCAGACCUGCAUUGUAGCGCACGAGUGCAAUGGCAUAGACAUUAUUACGGCACUGAUACUGAACGAUAUCAGCCCACUCUGCAAGUACAGGAUGGAUCUGGUGCUGCAGUUAAAGGAUAAUGCUUCAAAGCUUUUACUUGGACUUAUGGAAAGUAGGUAUGACACUGAAAGCGCAGAGAGAAUCCUCUUCAAUAUGAGGCCCCAAGAACUGGUUGACGUUAUACAGAAAGCCUACAACCAAGAAAAAGAAUGUGAGAAUUCCGAGGUUUCCCCAAGAAAUGUGGGACAUAAUAUUUAUAUCUUAGCGUUGCAGUUGUCCCGCCACAACAGACAGCUGCAGCAGUUGUUGAAGCCAAUCAAACGUGUGCAGGAGGAGGUGGAAGAAGGCAUUUCGAAGCUCAUGCUCAAUAAUAUGCAAAUGCUGAAAUCUGGCAAUCAGGUUCCUCAAGAGGAGGAAGAUCCUUUGACCUACUACUCAAAGCACACGGCACAGAUAGAGAUUAUUCGGAAUGAUCGCAACAUGGAGCAGAUUGUAUUUCCCAUGCCCACCAUCUGUGAAUAUUUAACCAUCGAGUCCAAGCAGAGGAUCAUCAACACUACAGAACAGGAUGAACAAGGCAGCAAAGUCAGCGACUUCUUUGAAAUGACCAACUUCCUCUACAACGAGAUGAUAUGGCAGAAGAAACUCAGAAGUAUGCCCCUGCUGUACUGGUUCUCCAGGAGAAUGACGCUGUGGGGUAGUAUCUCCUUCAACCUCGCCGUGUUCAUCAACCUUGUCAUUGCCUUUUUCUAUCCAUACGGAGAAGCAACUUCAAUGGGAGCAUUUGAUUCAUCCUUUCUCUCGCUUGUUUUUUGGGGCGUGAUAGGCUUCUCAGUAGUUUCUUUGUUUGCCAAGAGAUAUGGACUCAGACCAUUAAUAAUAGCACUGAUUGUUCGAUCGAUAUAUUACAUUGGAAUAGGCCAUACGUUGCUAACACUGGGAUUACUCAAUCUCAUCAACAAAAUUGUAUAUCUUGUCGGUUUUGUGGGCAACGGUGGCAAAUUUAUCAUUGGAUACAAAGCGAUGAUCAUGGACAUGGAGUUCCUUUAUCACAUUGGAUACAUUGUGACAAGUGUGCUGGGGCUUUUUGUGCAUGAAUUCUUCUAUAGUAUCCUGCUGUUUGACCUGAUCUACAGAGAAGAGACUCUGUUUAACGUCAUAAAAAGUGUUACACGUAAUGGCCGCUCCAUCCUCCUGACGGCCGUGCUUGCUCUCAUCCUUGUCUACCUCUUCUCCAUUGUGGGCUUCCUCUUCCUGAAGGAUGACUUCAUUUUAGAAGUUGACAGGUUACCAAGCAGAAAGUCUUCAGGUCCCUUUGAUCUCAGUGGAAUGGCAAUGAAGGAUUUCAUUAACACAUGUGCUGCGGAUGAUAUUAAUUGCGUUGCAGGCAUUCAGGAGAAUCCACAUCAAGAUGAAGAAGAGAGUGGCAAAGAGCGAGCCUGUGACACUCUUUUGAUGUGUAUAGUAACAGUAUUGAACCACGGUUUACGUAAUGGAGGUGGGGUCGGAGAUAUUCUUAGGCAACCUUCUAAAGAUGAGGCACUGUUCCCUGCACGUGUUAUCUUUGAUCUGCUGUUUUUCUUCAUUGUUAUCAUCAUUGUACUGAACCUGAUCUUUGGCGUUAUUAUUGACACCUUUGCUGAUUUGAGAAGUGAGAAGCAAAAGAAGGAAGAAACCCUCAAGUCGACUUGCUUUAUCUGUGGCCUUGAACGGGAUAAGUUUGACAACAAGACAGUGUCAUUUGAAGAGCACAUUAAAAUUGAACACAAUAUCUGGAAUUAUUUAUACUUCAUUGUGUUGGUUCAUGUGAAGAAAAAGACUGAUUACACCGGGCCAGAAAGCUAUGUUGCUCAAAUGAUAAAGACCAAAAACCUGGAUUGGUUUCCACGCAUGCGCGCCAUGUCCCUGGUCUGUAAUGAAGGGGAAGGAGAACAGAACGAAAUUCGAAAUUUACAGGACAAGCUAUACUUUACAAUGAAGUUGGUAACAGUCCUCACAAAUCAACUUACAGAUCUAAAGGAACAGAUGACAGAACAAAGGAAGCGAAGACAGAGAAUGGGAUUUGUGGAUAUACAAGGCAAUCCAACUAAUGCCAACCAUCAGGUGGCCAAAGCAUGAAAAUUCCAUGGCGUUAUGAUUGGUGUCCACAAUAUCACUGUCUAAGAAUAUUGUGUAUUAUUAACAUCUUGCUCUGCAACAAAAGAAUAACUAAAUGGUAAAUUAUAACCAAAUGAAAUACAUUAUAAUAUUCUGUAGGGCCACAGCAGAGAUGCUAACAUUAAGGAAACUACAUUUUGAAAACUACAUGUGAAUUUAAUACUUUGUAAAUUAAAAAUGAGUUUAGUUCUUGGGGAAGGGAAUUGGUUUGAUCAGGUUUUGGUGAUUAUGUCAGGUGCAAUAUUUUAUGUGACUUAUUACUAUUUUCUUACUGUGGGUUUUAUAUAUUUUGAAAGCUUGUGAUGUACAAAGUUAUUAAUAUCUGUUUUACAUUUUGGUAAAAUUGGAAAACUUGAAGAGAUCUGAUUUGCCUCCCUCGGCAGAGAUACAAUACCACUUUGAAUCUUCCACUACUGUACUAACUUCCUUUCUCGGCUGCUGAGGCAUGUUUUGAAUCAAAAUCAUUAAACUGCAGUUUCUAAACCUGCAAAUUUAAUACUGGA